GUUCUCCGGGCGGAGACAGGGCGAGGUGCGUAGGUCGCCACGUCGGCAGGCGCCGAAGGAGCAGCUUCCACAGCAACGCGAGGGGAGCCCGAGUUCGCUCCGCGGUGGGGGAAGAAGCUGCUGUUGCUGCCGCCGCCGGCGACGGAGAGGAGAAGGGCGAGCUGAGGAUCCCUCGGCCUGGUGAAGCCGCGAACGGGCAGGACGAAGCGGCGGAGGUUUUCAUAUAGGAAUCCACAGUAGGACUUUGGAAUACAGAAACAGUUGCCCCCGAAACAUGGCCUGCCGCAAGGGUUGCAAAUGUGCACUUCUCUCAGUUGUUGGAUAAUAUCCCAUCAGUAUAGGAAACUGCAAAGGCAGAAGAGUAAAGCUGUGUGGGAAGUCCAGGGAGGAAGGCAACGGCAGGGAAUGUUCAUAAAGGUGCAAGUCCAUUCCAAACUUUGACAUAGAAUUAAUCUUAUGCAUUUUCAUGUAGAAUGUGAUCUUUUAUUCAACUGAAUAUUUGCAGGGAGGCAAUUUGCAGUGUAGUGAUAAUAAAUCAAUCCUGAUUUCUUAAUUUAUUUCAGAAUACUCUACUAAUUAACCUGGUCAAAAUAGUUUGUUAUGCAUGUUGUUGUGUUCACCUUACCUGUAAAUAUGAAGAAAAGUACCCUACUGCAAACAUUUAAGAUGAUGAAAAAUCUCUCAUAAAACAAUAAUCUGGCCAGUUUGCUCACUUGUUUUACAUGGAUGGGGAAAGGAACUGAGGAUGGCUUGCCUCAGGUUGCAUCUGGUGCAGGGAUGAGGCUCUCCAGAUGUUGCUGGACUACAACUCCCAACUCCCAUCAUUGGCUACACCAGCUGGGCUCACAGGAGAGUGGAUUCUAACAUCUGGAUGGCUGCAGAUCCCCCAUCCCAGACCUCUUGUCAUGGCAGAGGCAAGAUUUGAACCAGGAACUCUCUGGCUCACAGCUUGGACUCUUAGCCUGUACUACAAACUGAGGACCUAUUUAUGCCUUUUUAAUAUUGAUAUUGGUGGAAUUGUUUUCAGUAAAAUAACUGAGAGACAGAUUUUGUAUACGAUACCACUUCAUGUCAGAAAUGCCAUUAAAUCUGCAUUUAUACUAUCACACAUGAUGUAUGGACACACAUCUACAAACAGUGAAAGUCCCAGUAGAUGGCAGACUUCCCUGACAAAAUGGGCAUAUGCACAUUUGUUGCAUAUGGUGAUGUAUAGAUAGGCAACAUGCAGCUUUCCACACAGGAAGGGCCAUGAAGGACACAUGUGCAGCAGUUCCAAAAUGCUUUUAUUUUAAGCUUUUGGUGCAACCUUCCACCUUAUGCCUAUACACUGAUAGAAACGUCAGAAGCCUUGACUCUUUUAGUAUAUGGUUCAUUUGGCACCCCAGAAUAAGUAUGAAUCUACAAAAUUUGUGUGUGUGUGUGUGUGUGUGUGUUGUUGUUUUUUUUUUACAAUUUAGCAUCUGUCAUUUCAGUUGAAAUCUGAAGUUGCAUAGUACCAGCAAGGACACACAUAUUUAUGUAAAUCGUCCAUUAAAAUGCUUGUCUUCCUCCUUUGGGUGGUUCUCAAAGAUGUGGAUACUUGUUUGUUAAAUGUAUACGAUUUAAAGAUUAGCCAGUGAAGUGUUGCCUCACUUGAAAAAGCACUGCCCAGUUUCCAGAAUGUCUUGGACAUUUUUUUUAUAAGGACACACCAACCUUUCUUUUACUUCUGGAAAUUUCUUAUAUUAUUAAUCUCACUGGAUAUGUGCUGUUUUUGUUUCUGUUGAUUUGACCAGUGUUUAUAAGACUGCUGUUUAAUAAUAAGGGGGGAAAGGAGAGAACUUGUGCUUGUCAUCGUGAACCUACACAGCAAGGCGUUAAAUAGGUAUGUACAUUAUAUGUGGUGUAAUAUAUUUAUAUUUAAUACUACUUGUUUAAUUCUAGUGCUGCAUAAUGCUUCUUAAAUAAGCAUAGUGUACUUGACACUUAUCUACAUGUUAGCUGCUUAAUUUUGGUAAUUUAAUUAUUUUUGUCCUGCAUUGCUUUUAAAAGCCCAAAACGGAAUGUUCAGUUCUGAUUAAAUGAAAAAAAAAUGUCAUUGACUUUUGGAAGUGAAUUACAGAUACGAUAAUAAUACUGCCACUAAUAAUAAUAAACCCUGUUAUUCAGCACUGCAUAUGUACACUUCUAAAAUGUAUGCUACUUCCAAAAUAGCAACUUCCAAAGAAGCUUUUUAAUACUACUGUAUUCUAAAGACAGGAAGUAGAGAUUAAUGCUAUAUCCAAUUAAAACUGUAGGAGAUAUGUGGCUGGAAUCUGGCCAAUACAGUAGUGUUAAUACCACAUCUCUUGGCAAAACUGUAUCUGAUCUCAUUGACCCUAAUUAAGGUCUGGGAAAUUAAUAAGGUAACAUGUCCUGCAUGGCAUUAUUGAACUAACUCUGUUAGAUGGUGUUACUUGGCUGCCUUCCUUUUAAAUGCUUCUGACUGGUAACCUUGUAUGGUAUGAGGGGGAGGCGUCUGACACCUUUAUUUUAAACUUACUUAAUUGGAAUUAGGACCUACUGACUUCCACAGAACUUGUCUUAGCAGAUAUAUUUAGCACCAUGGUAUAGUUCUGAUCUCUCUCUCUCUCUCUCUCUCUCUCUCUCUCUCUCUCUCUCACACACACACACACACACACACACACUUAACUAUAUGUUUCACAUUAAAAUAACAAGCAGCCAUUUAAAAACUAGAUAACUUAAAAUGUGUCCCUUUCAAUUAAUUAAAGCCAACAAAAUUGUAAAUAAAACCUUUAAUGAUAUUUAUUUGUUAAAAUUGCCAAUAAAAAUCAAAGCUAAAAAAAAAUCAAAAUAUGACCAAAAACCCUCAGUUAAAAAUACAUGUCUGGGUAGGCUUAAAAUACAUGUCUGGGUAGGCUCACCUAACAAAAAGGUUUUUAGCAGGUUCUGAAAGGAAUACAGUACCUGCCUAAUGUCAGUGGGAAGGAAAUUUCAGAGUGUGGGAGCUGCCAUGCCAAAAUAUUUUUUCCUUACAAGUGCAGAAUGUAUAUUAUUCCACAGAUCAGAGUGGUUGAGUGGGCAUGUAUGGGGUAAGGUCAUCCUUUGAGUAAACUGCUACUAAGCUGUUAACACCUUGAACUUGGUCCAGUAACAAAUCUGCCUCUUGCGCAGACAUCUGAGCAGGCAUGUUAUAUAUUCACAGGAUCUCACUUCCACCAGCAGUUGAUAAAUAUUUGCACUUGAGGAUGAGCUUGUCCUGGUGAUUUUAAUAUUAAUAGCCCAUCAAAGUCCAAAAGUCAGUUCAUUCAUUAGUUCAGCAUUUUUUAAAGGGCUGCAAGCUACGAACAUGAGUUUGACCAAACUGCGGGAGGCAGUGCAAGACAGGAGUGCCUGGCGUGCUAUGGUCCGUGGGGUCACAAAGAGUCGGACACGACUAAACGACUAAACAACAACAAAGGGCUGCAAUGUAAUCUACUACAGUGGCAUGCCACUAAAUCAACUCCUUUUGUUUUUGCAUUUUCUAAUUGUUCAAUAUCCAUGCAACCUCAACUCUUCACUAUUUAUUGAAAAACUAUAUAAAUGGUUGGAAUUAAGAACUGUGAGAUUCUGCUAGCGUCCAGGAGCCCAUAACUUUUGCUGGGCCUGGUAACAUUCAUUGUAUUUGAUUGCCAGCAAGACUGCCUUCUGUGUCCCUUUUGCACCCACUGCCUUCUGAGUGGGCUUUACAGGGGAAGAGUAGCAGGAGCUGUGUGUAUAGGAAACCCUUACCCUCAAACCCAUAACCCUGAAGAUAAUGUUCAAGCACAGGGCAGCCCAUUACCUAUUUGGAAAACAUGCACUUUGCCUCCAGUGGCUGCCAAUGUGUUUUGUUCUGGGGUGUUGUUGUUUUAAAAGCUUGUCAUUGUGAGGGUGGAGUUUACCAGAUGUUUUCAAUUGUUGACUGUUCAAAUAAAAUUUAUUGUUGCCCCAAUAACCAUAUUUGAGUAUCCCUGCCAAUGUGGCUACCCCCUGGAUUUUCUUGGCUGAAGAGAAACCUGUUCUCAGCCUAAUUCUUACAUCAUUUUUGUUAAGUCAUAGGGAAACAUACAUUUAUUAUUUAUUUAUUUAAAAACAUAUCUAAACCGUUUAAAAUUUUAAAUCUUCAAGUGAACAAAAAUACAGCCAAAAAACCCAGUAAAAUAGUAUCAUAAAUGCAAGACUCUCGUUAGGGCCCAAUAUUAUUGGUCAGGGAAAGACUAAGCAAAAAGAUUUUAUCAAUACAAGAUGCCUGAAGCAACUGAUGGAAGAUGUUUCAUGUAUGGUAGAACCUUUCUCCAUGAACUAAAAAAAUCAGCUUGCUGAACAGGAGAUCUUGAAUAGGGUGCCAAUAUCUGGGUUUGAGAUAGACUUGUCUGAAUGAAUAUUGCCUAAUCUGUAGUAAGGCAGUCUGACUCUUCAAUUUGUGGAGUAUAAUUUGUGCAGUAUUAUUUGUCACAGUAAAGUACUGUUGCUAGAAAGUGUGACAAAGUUGCCUGUUCCUCAAGUACGGAGCUAUUCUUGCAGUUUUGUGCUCUUUGAAUGGCUGCCCGUGGUAGCUUUUUUUAUACUGAUUCAGUAGUUACCUUAUACUGUAUUCUACCAGGCCUCGCAAAAUCAGCACAGAAAGCCAAAGAUCUGCUAACAUGGAUUACUUUUACAAAGUCUGAAAAUAAGGCAAUAAUGAACCAAACAGACAAAAAUGAACAAGAUGUUCCUGCAUAUCUUAAUGAGGAGCCACCAGAAGAUUCAUUAAAAGAUCAUCCACAGCAGCAGCCCGGCAUGCUUUCUCGUGUGACUGGUGGCCUCUUCAGCAUAACAAAGGGAGCUGUUGGUGCCACAAUUGGUGGUGUAGCAUGGAUAGGAGGGAAAAGCCUAGAAAUGACCAAAACAGCAGUAACAGCCGUGCCUUCUAUGGGAGUAGGAUUGGUAAAAGGAAGUGUUUCUGCUGUGACAGGUGGUGUUACAGCUGUAGGAUCUGCUAUCUCAAGCAAAGUGCCUUUAACAGGGAAGAAGAAGGAUAAGUCUGACUAAAAGAGAAACUGAGGCCAAGGAAGUUGCUUCUGUGGUUGUAGAAUCUGCAGAAAUGGACUGCUACAAAGCCACAGGUCUUAAGACUCCUCUAAAGAGCUGUGUGAAUGACUUUCACCUGAAAGGCACAAGAGCAGCGUGAUACCCCAGUGUCUGGAAUUUCAUUUAAAACGAGUUUUCUUCAAGCACUCAUCUGUCAAAGGUUACACUUGAUGAACAUGGAAUCAAGUACAUGGAUCUGAAGGGGUAGCUCACAUAUGAAUAUUAAUUCACUGUAGAUCUUUUUUGCAGUCUUGAACUAAAAAUGUGAAAAUAAGAGUGGGAGGGAAUGACCUAGCAAAAGGUAAAGCACUUUGAAGUCCUGUUGGUCUCAAUGGGAGGGGCUACAGCCUGUGCUUACCUGCCCCUUUAGUAUCAGUUGAACAUUAAAGUGCUUUAAAUAUUGGCUAGAUCAUGUCCUUAGUUGGUAACUUCUACAGUACCAUAAAUAUAUUGAUGUUCUAGCUGCAAGCCUAUGGCGUCUGUAUUAUUUUUUUUAAUGAAGAAUCAUUGAACUGCUUAAAGGGUCUUCAUAUAUCUUUGCUUUUUGAAACUAUUUUUAUACACUCUAUAAACUCUGAAUGGUGACUGCA
Messenger RNA from Zootoca vivipara (common lizard), 5660 nucleotides. NCBI's taxonomy places the organism in Eukaryota, Metazoa, Chordata, Lepidosauria, Squamata, Lacertidae. The record is from RefSeq and is a predicted model, not a curated record.